Messenger RNA from Echinococcus granulosus, 3060 nucleotides. RefSeq lists its product as hypothetical. Lineage: Eukaryota; Metazoa; Platyhelminthes; Cestoda; Cyclophyllidea; Taeniidae. The transcript is spliced from 11 exons. The record is from RefSeq and is a predicted model, not a curated record. The coding region runs from base 1 to 3060 and encodes 1019 amino acids.
AUGGUUGCGGUGAAGAUCAAGCAAUUUGUUAUUGAAAAGAGCUGCAACGCCCAAAAUGCGUCUUACUAUGAGAGCAAAGCAAAUAAGUAUAAUAGGGCAUUCGACUUGCCAAGUUGGUUAUUUCACGGGAUCGGAGAAUCCACCGCUUACCUCAAGAUGAUGGAACUCUCCGUGCUGAGCUCUGUCACCGUCAUCCUGAAUUAUGUAUUGCAAUGCAUCAACGGCGGUCUACUAAAUGUCUUCUUUACUCCUACAUAUAACCAAACCUCAAAGCAAACGACGUAUGAAUUUGGCAUGAAUCAAGAUCGUUUGAUGAAAUACGUGAAAGGAGUACUCACGAUCUCCGGAAAGGAUUUACCCCUUGACGUAUUAAAAACCUUUCCUGAAAGCAUUGGAGGUGGCGAUAAGGGCGUCAAGGAGGCUCAAGAAAACCCUAAUCGAGAGGUUAUUUUCAUCAUUGGACCAGUGGCAGCCGCGAUUAUUAUGUUGAUUGCUAUUCUCGGACUCAUUUUAAUAAACUUUUGCACAUGCACCACAAAAGGUUGUCACAAUCACAAGAAGAAGAAACCGAAGAGCAUAAACAGCGGGGGGAAGUCACGGACAAAGCCUGCCGAAGUAGCUAAGGUGGAGGAACGCGAAGGAACGCGCCAAGGUCCUUCAUAUAAUAGACAAUUUGACAAUGGUUACGACGGGUAUGCCUUUUACAGAAACAAGGGUGACAACGAUUCCGAAAGUGAUACAACGACCGACGAGGAGGACGAACCAAAGGACUUUGCAGAGAACGUGAGAGACCUCUUCACACUCAACAAGACCACCGCCUUCGGCAGCAAAGUGGAGAAGCGUCAAGAAAAGAUAAUGGAGAAAGUCGAAGAGAUUGCAGAACGCUCAGAAUUUGUGCACAAAAAUCAAGGGUGGAUUUGUUGCAGCUGCCACCUCCUCACAAUGCUUCUCGACAUCGUCUAUGUGGUCGGUCUCAUUGUCUGCGUGGUCGUCUACAUUAUGGCCGCUCAGCAGGUGGCACAGGUGAUGGAGCAACCAUCCAGUGACAAUAGCACUCUGAAGAACCAGGUGGUUGCUUGGUUGGGGAACAAAUCCUCCUACUACAAUCUUCCCGGUACUGUGUCUUUUGUUCUCAAUGAGACGGUUGUACUUCUGGAUGAAAUUGCUACCAAUCUUAUCAAUACUAUGAACAAGACGCUGGAUGACUUGAAGGGUCAAAUGAAUACCACAGUCUUACAAGGUGCAACUGUCAUAUUCAAUAAGCUCCAAAGUGUCACUGGAAUCGACAAGGUCUUCAAUGAAACAUUCCGUCUCUCCAUGAGGCUCACCGACCUUAUGAGUAGUGUCAAUGCCACUGCAGCUAACUACAACUCCACUAUUAAGAACGUGGUUUCCCUCAAUGCAACAUUCGCCCAGUGUUAUUCGGAAAUCAAGGCCAAUUGUACAAAGAGCAAUUGCACAAUCAGUGAUACGGAGUUGGAAAUACUCCUAUUCAAAUUCAAUGCAACAGCAGUUGUAUAUCCUCUCGGCGCCGAUGCACUACAAGCUAUCGUCAAUCAAUUCAACGAUUUCGCAGCAAAACUUGAAGAACUGCAGAAAGAAAUGAAUGCAAUGCCAAGUCAAUUGGCCUCAAACAUCACAUCCAACCUAAACUUUACAUCACAAAUCAACGACCUUAAAUCACAACUCGAUGGUGCGCUGAAUGAAGUCAAACCACAUAUAGAAGACGUGGCUAAGCACAUUCCACAAUACGUUGAUAAGGCUAGGCCCUACAUCACUCCCGCUCUCUACUCACCAGCAGCAGUAAUAGCCGUAAUUGCACUCAUCUUCUUCGCAUGUCUGCUGCUGUUCGUCGCUGAGGCAUUCCACCGCCGAUUAUUCUCUCCCACUGGAAAAGCGCCCUCCGAGCUUGCAGAAGUGUUUCGCGACAAGAGAAGGAGUCACAUUUGUGGUGGCUGUCGCUUCCUCAUAUGCUCAAUCCUCUUCAUCCUUCUCAUCAUCUUGUCGCUGUUGGCUGCAGUCGUUUUGGUGGUUUGCAGCAUCCUGGCUGUGGAGGUGUGUCCAUAUGUGUACAUGGAAAAGGGAAUGAAUCAGAGUGACUACGUUCUGAACAGCAUACUGGCUGGCAAAUGGCCUGCAAUACAACAGCAAAAUGAACUCCUCGAUGUGGCUCCUCCGAAGAACAUCCUCUAUGGUCUGAGUGUAGUCUGUGUCCCUACUAACAAAACUGAUCCCAAAUUGCUGCCAAGUCUUGGCAUUGACAAGUUGGCGAAUGUGACAAAGCUUGCGGAGAAAGAGGAGUUCAAAAAGAAAAUUACCGACUUAAUCAACCAAAUGGCUACUACAAUUUCAGGUCAAAUACCGCCAGAUUUGCUUCAAAAAUUGGAAAACAUGAAGCAAGAGGUCGAUAAAUUAAAGACUUUUCUACAAUAUUAUAAUGCAGAGAAUGCUGUCAAAGAACUGGCGAAGUUCACAGGUGUAAAUAUGGCAGAACUUGAACAGCUCCUCGUCAAGGUGAAAACCCAGUUACAAGGCGAACCUGUAGCUCAGGAAUUAGAGGAAGCUAUUAAGCAACUGAAAGAAAAUAAAACCAAGAUUGAGGUACUUCAAAACGCUUACCAAGGAAUCGCAAACCAAUCCACAAUCCCCGAUGAUCUUAAGCAGUAUAUCGAUGAUUCGCAAACCACUAUAAAGGCAAGUUACUUUCCUUUCUGUCUAAGCAAUGGCAUUAUUGCCCUCCUUCAAAAUGAAACUGAGUUGCAAAGCGUCAUGCAAAAAGAUAUAAAGCCAAUGCUAUUGGACCUACUGGUAAUGAUCCUCGAAGAAGUCACAAGUGCAUUGAAUGGAUUAGUGACAAAGAUAAUGCCCUGUGCCAACAUGCACUACAUCCUCGAGGCUCUUGUGGCAACCGGGUGCUCCUCCACCGGUCUCGUCACUCGAUUCUUCGGGUGGGCACUGGCGCUCACUCUCACCAUCCUCUUCAGCUUCCUUUCCUUCGUGGGUCUAUUCAACCUCUGGUGCAUUCAGUCCCACCAGAUCAAACGCUUCUACGGCGCCUAA